Molecule: messenger RNA, 834 nt
Organism: Procambarus clarkii (red swamp crayfish)
Lineage: Eukaryota; Metazoa; Arthropoda; Malacostraca; Decapoda; Cambaridae
Source: RefSeq, a predicted model, not a curated record
GAAUUACUUCGCUCCCUUUUAUUUAUCUGAGACUUUGUACGUACAUAUGUAAACAAAUUUUUGUAUCCAUAUGAAUGCAUGCAUCAUUAAGAGUGUGAUGUUCGUGAGGCCAGCGCCCACACCCCGAGUGCUCCGCCAGCAUUAACAGGCAUCCUUGAAGCCUGGCGGUCACCUCCAGUGUUCAGAGGAACCUGCUCGCCCCUCCCACCAGCCUCUCACCUGCCUCCUGCUAGCUCCUGCCUCCUUCACCAGUCCUUCCUGGCGCGCCGCAGCCACCACUACGUGUCGCCCUGUCCACCUCUCCAAUCUAAGAUGCUCUCCACCCCACUGCUGGUUUUGGUGAUGGCGUCGUGUCUGGCAGGACAGGUGGCGUGUCGUCCUCGUGACACGGUGGCAUCAGACGACAACGACGUGGAGUUAACAGCAGGCACCGUCGCCUUCCCCAGCCACCAGUACGGCUCCUUCGUCGGCGAGGUGCAAGUGUCCUCAGACCAUCUCAGCGUCAGCCGCGCCAACAGGUUGAAGAAUGCCUCCUCUGGACCUAGAGUCUCUGCCUUGGUGGCAGGGCCUCCGGAGGGCUCUGAGGUGAGCGUGGGGUCGUCUCCCGGCCUCUCCGUCUCCGGCGCCACCCUCUUCUUCAACAACCCAGCCCAGGUGGUCCCCAUCACGCCCUGAAGCUCCCACACACCUCUCAAACCUAGCGACUUUCCGCUACAUCUCUCCCUCAGUCUGCCGAGGUUCUCCUUUCAGCAGCCCAGAGCGUCUUUAUGUUGGAAAGAUUCCAUUAUAUAUAUAUAGCACAACAUUUGUGAAGAUAAAACCUGUAUACAUAUA